AGAGAACGGCGAGAAUAUUACUUCCGGGUUUCACGCGAGUAACCUGGAAAGAGGGAUUUACGAUAAGUGGUCAAGAAGAAAAGGCGAUGACAGUGUUCUUCGGAUGCCGUUUGAGGAACAAAAAUAAUAACGAGUUGUAAACAACGUAUGAUGCGCGCCCUGAGAAAACUGGAACUCACACUAGCUAUUCUGAAACCCGAUGUUGUAGCUCAACCUCACAUUCUAAAGGAAAUCCGUUCAGUAAUCCUGCAGCAAGAAUUUUUAUUUGUGAGAUCAAAGAAGCUGAUCUUAUCACCAACAAGAGCAAAGGAAUUUUACAAGGAGCAUGAUGGAAAGUUCUUUCUCAACCGUCUUGUGUCCUUCAUGAGCAGUGGGCCGAUAUGGACACACAUACUGGCCAGAGAAAAUGCCAUUCCUGAGUGGAGGAGAAUCAUGGGCCCAACUAAAGUAUUGAAGACAAUCCAUGAAGCUCCAGAAACAAUCCGUGGUCGGUUUGGAUUGACAGAUACUCGGAACUGCACACAUGGAUCUGAUUCCACUGAAACUGCCGCUCGUGAAAUCAAGUUCUUCUUUCCUGAGUUCUCCAUUGGCAAGUGGCAUGACACUGAGGAAACUCAUUUCUUCAGUCGACAGGUCAGCCUUGACGAGGACUUGUGUCAACAUGUUUCCCUUCAAGAUGUAUCUGAUGCCAUCAGUUGAUAACAUCCUAGUCUGUUAACCAAUUGUUGUAGCCCCUGUUACCAUGGCGGUGUGAUAAAGAAAUGUGUGUGUGAGAAUGUGGGUUAGGAUAUUUUCACAGGUUAUAUGAAGAAAUACAGUGAUCAAGCUGUGACUGACUGACUGACUGAGUUUGGUUUUACCCCGCUUUUAGCAAUAUUCAAGCAACAUCACGGCGGGGGACACCAGAAAUGGGCUUCACACUUUGUACCCAUGUGGGGAUUCG
Messenger RNA from Haliotis rubra (blacklip abalone), 943 nucleotides. Its product is annotated as nucleoside diphosphate kinase 6-like. The coding region runs from base 148 to 699 and encodes 183 amino acids. The record is from RefSeq and is a predicted model, not a curated record. Gene Ontology annotation, biological process: GTP biosynthetic process; CTP biosynthetic process; UTP biosynthetic process. NCBI's taxonomy places the organism in Eukaryota, Metazoa, Mollusca, Gastropoda, Lepetellida, Haliotidae. Gene Ontology annotation, molecular function: nucleoside diphosphate kinase activity. The transcript has 7 exons.